UUGAAGAUUCGUCAGCGGCAUGAGUUUUUUGGGCUGAAUUUGUUUAUUUGGCUCGGAUUAAUUGUUAUUAUGCGAUCGUAAGGGGGAUUUACUGCUGGAGAGAGAAUAAGAGGAAUCACAAUGUCGAUUCCCCCCUACCACCUGCUGGGCCCGAACCCCUGGGCGACGAUGAUGGCCCAGCAGCAGGCGCACGCCCAGCUGGCAGCAGCCCAGGCACACGCUCAAGCAGCAGCGCACGCCCAGGCUGCCCACCACGCUCACAUGCAGGCGAUGGCCACAGGCCCGCCCCUUCCCCAAUUGCCAAAGCAGCCUGAGGUCCUCUCCGAGGACAAGCUCCAGGAGAAGGCCCAGAAGUGGCAGCAACUGCAGUCGAAACGCUUCGCAGAAAAGCGUAAAUUUGGUUUCGUUGAUGCACAGAAAGAGGACAUGCCCCCUGAGCACAUCAGGAAGAUCAUCAGGGAUCAUGGGGACAUGAGCAGCAGGAAGUAUCGACAUGAUAAGAGAGUGUACCUGGGGGCACUCAAGUACAUGCCUCACGCUGUCAUGAAGCUCUUGGAGAACAUGCCCAUGCCCUGGGAGCAGAUCAGAGAUGUCAAAGUCCUCUACCACAUCACUGGUGCCAUCACCUUUGUGAAUGAGAUCCCCUGGGUGAUCGAGCCGGUCUACAUAGCCCAGUGGGGCACCAUGUGGAUCAUGAUGAGACGAGAGAAGAGGGACAGAAGGCACUUCAAGCGAAUGAGGUUUCCGCCGUUUGAUGAUGAGGAACCUCCACUAGACUAUGCUGACAAUGUUCUAGAUGUUGAGCCACUGGAGGCCAUUCAGAUCGAGUUGGAUUCUGAGGAGGAUGCCAGUGUUGCCAAUUGGUUUUACGAACACAAGCCACUGGUUGGGACGAAACAUGUGAAUGGGUCAACCUACCGUCGAUGGAACCUCACCCUCCCCCAGAUGGCGACCCUCUACCGUCUGGCGAAUUCCCUCUUAACUGAUCUCGUGGACCAGAACUUCUUCUAUCUAUUCGACCCCAAGUCGUUCUUCACAGCGAAAGCCCUGAACAUGGCUAUUCCUGGGGGUCCCAAGUUUGAGCCUCUGGUCAAGGACUCCAAUGCUGCCGAUGAGGACUGGAACGAGUUCAAUGACAUCAACAAGAUCAUUAUCAGACAGCCCAUCAGGACUGAGUACAGGAUUGCCUUUCCUUAUUUGUACAACAACAUGCCACACUUUGUCCAUCUGUCUUGGUACCACGCCCCAAACGUCGUCUACAUAAAAACGGAAGACCCCGAUCUCCCCGCGUUUUACUUUGAUCCCCUGAUAAACCCCAUCUCCCACCGUAACUCCCUGAAAACAAUCGAGCCCGUGCUCGAAGACGACGAGGACUUUACCCUGGACGAAGAGGUCCAACCGUUCCUCCAGGAGACCCCCCUUUACACCGACAACACCGCGAACGGUAUUGCCCUCCUGUGGGCACCGCGUCCCUUCAACACUCGCUCGGGUCGCACUCGUCGCGCUAUCGACAUUCCCCUGGUCAAGUCCUGGUACAGGGAGCACUGUCCCCCAGGGCAGCCAGUCAAAGUGAGGGUGAGCUACCAAAAGCUCCUCAAGUACUUCGUCCUAAAUGCCCUGAAACACCGACACCCCAAGCCCCAGAAGAAGCGCUACCUCUUCCGCUCCUUCAAGUCAACCAAAUUCUUCCAAACUACGACCAUCGACUGGGUCGAGGCAGGCCUCCAGGUCUGUCGUCAGGGCUACAACAUGUUGAAUCUUCUGAUUCACCGAAAGAACUUGAACUACCUCCACCUCGAUUACAACUUCAAUCUGAAGCCCGUUAAGACACUGACCACGAAAGAGCGUAAAAAGUCGCGAUUCGGUAAUGCCUUUCAUCUCUGCCGAGAGAUCCUUCGAUUGACCAAACUCAUAAUUGACUCCCACGUGCAGUAUCGACUGAACAAUGUUGACGCGUUUCAAUUGGCUGACGGCCUUCAGUACAUCUUCGCUCAUGUUGGUCAGCUGACGGGAAUGUAUCGGUACAAGUACAAGCUGAUGAGACAGAUCAGAAUGUGCAAGGACUUGAAACAUUUGAUCUACUAUCGAUUCAAUACCGGUCCUGUGGGUAAGGGGCCAGGGUGUGGGUUCUGGGCGCCAGGUUGGAGGGUCUGGCUCUUCUUCAUGCGGGGUAUCACCCCCUUGUUGGAACGAUGGCUAGGCAAUUUGCUGUCUCGACAGUUCGAGGGACGACACUCGAAGGGAGUCGCCAAAACUGUGACGAAACAGCGAGUCGAGUCACACUUUGAUCUUGAAUUGAGAGCAUCAGUUAUGCACGAUAUUGUUGACAUGAUGCCAGAGGGUAUCAAGCAGAACAAGGCUCGAACGAUCCUUCAGCAUCUGUCGGAGGCCUGGAGAUGCUGGAAAGCUAACAUUCCGUGGAAGGUGCCAGGUCUUCCCAUUCCCAUCGAGAACAUGAUCCUCAGGUACGUCAAGAUGAAGGCUGACUGGUGGACGAACACAGCUCAUUACAACAGGGAGAGGAUCAGGAGAGGAGCGACUGUUGAUAAGACAGUCUGCAAGAAGAAUUUGGGAAGGCUUACUCGUCUCUACUUGAAGGCUGAACAGGAACGACAGCACAAUUACCUGAAGGACGGGCCUUACAUCAGCCCUGAGGAAGCUGUCGCCAUCUACACAACGACUGUUCAUUGGCUGGAGUCGAGGAGAUUCGCGCCUAUUCCGUUUCCUCCACUCUCCUACAAACACGACACGAAGCUUCUCAUUCUUGCUCUAGAACGACUGAAGGAAGCUUACUCUGUUAAAUCACGACUCAAUCAGAGUCAGAGAGAGGAACUCGGUCUCAUUGAACAGGCGUACGACAAUCCUCACGAAGCCUUGUCCAGAAUAAAACGUCAUCUCUUGACUCAGCGUGCCUUCAAAGAAGUCGGUAUCGAGUUUAUGGACCUCUACAGCCAUCUCAUCCCAGUUUACGACGUCGAACCCCUUGAGAAGAUAACAGACGCUUACCUGGAUCAGUACCUCUGGUACGAGGCUGACAAGAGGAGAUUGUUUCCACCCUGGGUCAAGCCCUCAGACACUGAACCUCCACCACUUCUCGUUUACAAAUGGUGUCAGGGAAUCAACAAUCUCCAGGACGUCUGGGACGUCUCAGAAGGGGAAUGCAAUGUUCUCCUUGAAUCGAAGUUUGAGAAGCUGUACGAGAAGAUUGACUUGACACUUCUCAACAGACUUCUACGUCUGAUCGUCGAUCAUAACAUCGCUGAUUACAUGACAGCCAAGAACAAUGUCGUUAUCAACUACAAGGACAUGAACCACACGAACUCUUAUGGUAUCAUCAGGGGAUUGCAGUUCGCCUCGUUCAUUGCCCAGUACUACGGACUGGUUCUUGAUCUUCUCGUUCUGGGAUUGCAGAGAGGAAGCGAGAUGGCGGGACCUCCUCAGAUGCCCAAUGACUUCCUUACGUUCCAGGACACCGACUCAGAGACUGCUCAUCCCAUCAGACUGUACUGCAGGUACGUCGACAGGAUCCACCUGUUCUUGAGAUUCACAGCGGAUGAGGCUAGAGACUUGAUCCAGAGGUAUCUCACUGAACACCCUGACCCCAACAACGAGAACAUCGUGGGGUACAACAACAAGAAGUGCUGGCCGAGGGACGCCAGGAUGAGGCUGAUGAAGCAUGACGUAAACUUGGGAAGAGCUGUCUUCUGGGACAUCAAGAAUCGCUUGCCCAGAUCGACCACGACGAUUCAAUGGGAGAACAGCUUCGUCUCGGUUUACUCAAAGGACAAUCCCAACCUGUUGUUCAAUAUGAGUGGAUUUGAGUGCAGGAUCUUGCCGAAGUGCAGGACCACUCAUGAGGAGUUCAAUCAUAAGGAUGGAGUAUGGAACCUUCAGAACGAGGUGACCAAAGAGAGGACUGCUCAGUGCUUCCUGAGGGUUGACGACGAGAGUUUACAGAGGUUCCACAACAGGGUCAGGCAGAUCCUCAUGGCGUCUGGAUCAACGACCUUCACGAAGAUCGUUAACAAAUGGAAUACUGCACUCAUCGGACUGAUGACGUACUUCAGGGAGGCUGUGGUCAACACUCAAGAGCUACUGGAUCUUCUGGUCAAGUGUGAGAAUAAGAUUCAGACGAGAAUCAAGAUUGGACUGAACUCGAAGAUGCCCUCGAGGUUCCCUCCAGUGGUCUUCUACACCCCCAAGGAGUUGGGAGGUCUGGGAAUGCUGUCCAUGGGACACGUGCUCAUCCCCCAGAGCGAUCUGAGGUGGUCCAAACAGACUGAUGUCGGCAUCACUCACUUCAGAUCUGGAAUGUCUCACGACGAGGAUCAACUCAUUCCCAAUCUCUAUCGAUACAUUCAGCCCUGGGAGUCUGAGUUUAUCGACUCUCAGAGAGUCUGGGCUGAGUACGCACUGAAGCGUCAGGAAGCCAAUGCCCAGAAUCGACGUCUGACUUUGGAAGACUUGGAGGACUCAUGGGACCGAGGAAUCCCCAGGAUCAAUACUCUCUUCCAGAAGGAUCGUCACACCCUUGCUUACGACAAAGGCUGGCGCAUUCGUACAGAAUUCAAGCAGUACCAGGUUUUGAAGCAGAAUCCCUUCUGGUGGACACACCAGCGUCACGACGGUAAGUUAUGGAACCUCAACAACUACCGAACAGACAUGAUCCAAGCACUGGGUGGAGUUGAAGGUAUUCUCGAGCACACUCUCUUCAAGGGGACCUACUUCCCCACCUGGGAGGGUCUCUUCUGGGAGAAGGCAUCGGGCUUCGAAGAGUCCAUGAAGUACAAGAAACUCACGAACGCUCAGAGAUCUGGUCUCAACCAGAUACCCAACAGAAGAUUCACCCUCUGGUGGUCCCCCACCAUCAAUCGUGCUAAUGUGUACGUAGGUUUCCAAGUACAACUUGACCUCACUGGUAUCUUCAUGCACGGCAAGAUCCCAACUCUAAAAAUCUCGUUGAUACAAAUCUUCAGGGCUCAUUUGUGGCAGAAGGUCCACGAGUCCAUUGUCAUGGAUCUCUGCCAGGUCUUCGAUCAAGAACUCGAUGCCCUUGAGAUCGAGACCGUUCAGAAGGAGACGAUUCACCCCAGAAAGUCUUACAAGAUGAACUCGUCUUGUGCGGACAUCUUGCUCUUCUCAGCUUACAAGUGGAACGUCAGUCGUCCCUCUCUGCUUGCUGACUCUAAAGACGUCAUGGAUAAUGUGACGACCCAGAAGUACUGGAUCGAUGUACAGCUGAGGUGGGGCGACUACGAUUCUCACGAUGUUGAACGUUACGCAAGGGCCAAGUUCAUGGAUUACACGUCCGACAACAUGUCUAUCUAUCCUUCACCCACAGGAUUGCUCAUCGCUAUUGAUCUCGCUUACAAUCUACAUUCGGCCUACGGUAACUGGUUCCCAGGAUGCAAGCCACUUAUCCAACAAGCUAUGGCCAAGAUCAUGAAGGCUAAUCCAGCGCUUUAUGUCUUGAGGGAACGAAUCAGGAAAGCCCUUCAACUUUACUCGUCAGAACCAACAGAGCCUUAUCUGUCGUCUCAGAAUUACGGAGAGCUGUUCAGCAACCAGAUCAUCUGGUUCGUUGACGACACAAACGUCUAUCGUGUCACCAUUCACAAGACAUUCGAAGGAAAUUUGACGACGAAGCCCAUCAACGGCGCCAUCUUCAUCUUCAACCCUCGCACAGGUCAGCUGUUCCUGAAGAUCAUUCACACGUCAGUUUGGGCGGGACAGAAGCGUUUGGGACAGCUUGCUAAAUGGAAGACUGCUGAGGAAGUCGCUGCAUUGAUUCGAUCACUUCCAGUUGAGGAGCAGCCCAAGCAGAUUAUAGUCACGAGGAAGGGUAUGUUGGAUCCUCUCGAGGUGCAUCUUCUCGAUUUCCCCAAUAUUGUGAUCAAGGGGUCGGAGCUGCAGCUUCCCUUCCAGGCGUGUCUCAAAGUCGAGAAGUUUGGGGAUCUUAUUCUGAAGGCAACUGAACCCCAGAUGGUUCUCUUCAAUCUUUACGAUGACUGGUUGAAGACUAUCUCGUCAUACACAGCCUUCAGCAGAUUGAUUCUCAUUCUGAGGGCUCUUCAUGUGAAUACUGAGAGGACUAAGGUGGUUCUGAAGCCUGACAAGACAACCAUAACCGAGCCCCAUCACAUCUGGCCGUCUUUGACGGACGAUGAGUGGAUCAAGGUUGAGGUUCAGCUGAAGGAUCUCAUUCUCGCGGAUUAUGGAAAGAAGAAUAACGUGAAUGUCGCGUCACUAACGCAGUCCGAGAUCAGGGAUAUCAUUCUGGGUAUGGAGAUAUCAGCGCCAUCUGCGCAGAGACAGCAGAUCGCGGAAAUUGAGAAGCAGACGAAGGAGCAGUCACAGCUUACGGCGACCACUACGAGAACGGUUAACAAGCAUGGGGAUGAAAUCAUCACGGCUACUACCUCUAACUAUGAGACUCAGGCGUUCUCCAGCAAGACUGAGUGGAGGGUCAGGGCCAUUUCAGCUACCAAUCUCCAUCUUAGGACUAAUCAUAUCUAUGUCUCGAGUGAUGACAUCAAGGAGACUGGGUACACUUACAUCUUGCCGAAGAAUGUGCUGAAGAAAUUUGUCACAAUUUCUGAUCUCAGGGCCCAGAUCUCAGGGUAUUUGUAUGGAAUUUCACCACCGGAUAAUCCACAGGUCAAGGAAAUUCGUUGCAUCGUGAUGCCACCGCAGUGGGGCACCCACCAAGUGGUCCAUCUCCCAAACUCCCUUCCAAAUCAUCAAUAUCUGAAGGAGAUGGAGCCCCUGGGGUGGAUUCACACGCAGCCCAACGAACUUCCUCAACUGUCUCCCCAAGACAUUUCCACUCAUGCCAAGGUCAUGGCCGAGAAUCCCGUGUGGGACGGGGAGAAGACGAUCGUCAUCACUUGCAGUUUCACCCCUGGCUCAUGCUCACUGACUGCGUACAAACUGACGCCCAGUGGCUUUGAAUGGGGAAAACAGAACACAGACUGUGGAAAUAAUCCCAAGGGUUAUCUGCCCAGUCAUUAUGAGAAGGUCCAGAUGCUGUUGAGUGACAGGUUUCUUGGGUUCUUCAUGGUGCCCAGUCAGGGCAGCUGGAACUACAACUUCAUGGGGGUCAGGCAUGAGCCUAGCAUGAAGUAUGAGCUGCAAUUGGCUAAUCCUAAGGAGUUCUAUCAUGAGGUCCACAGACCUGCGCACUUCCUGCUGUUUGCUGAUCUGGAGGAUGGGGGUAGUGGUGUUGGAGCCGAUCGAGAAGACACUUUUGCGUAAAUUUUGGGGAAUUGAGAGUUUGAGGGGGUGUAAAUAUGAUGAAUUUGCGAAGGGAGUUGAUUCAAGUUUUGACUUUUGUACAGAAUCUUCUGAUUUUAGCGAGUAUUGAUGAGUAUCGUAAUGUAUUUCAUGUGUAAUUGAGGUAGUAUUGAAUAAAUGAGAUUUUCAGGAA
This is a messenger RNA of Diachasma alloeum, 7426 nucleotides long. It is a transcript of the gene Prp8, whose product is annotated as pre-mRNA-processing-splicing factor 8. The coding region runs from base 121 to 7254 and encodes 2377 amino acids. NCBI's taxonomy places the organism in Eukaryota, Metazoa, Arthropoda, Insecta, Hymenoptera, Braconidae. Gene Ontology annotation, molecular function: metallopeptidase activity; U2 snRNA binding; protein binding. Gene Ontology annotation, biological process: spliceosomal tri-snRNP complex assembly; mRNA splicing, via spliceosome. The transcript is spliced from 6 exons. The record is from RefSeq and is a predicted model, not a curated record. Gene Ontology annotation, cellular component: U5 snRNP; catalytic step 2 spliceosome.